Daphnia pulex (common water flea) is the source of this 3271-nucleotide messenger RNA. It is a transcript of the gene dally, whose product is annotated as glypican-5-like. The transcript has 7 exons. Gene Ontology annotation, cellular component: extracellular region; plasma membrane; cell surface. The record is from RefSeq and is a predicted model, not a curated record. NCBI's taxonomy places the organism in Eukaryota, Metazoa, Arthropoda, Branchiopoda, Diplostraca, Daphniidae. Gene Ontology annotation, biological process: positive regulation of canonical Wnt signaling pathway; regulation of protein localization to membrane; cell migration. Bases 461 to 2647 code for a protein of 728 amino acids.
CGGAUCUUUUCAGUCAAGUGUUGGCCGCGCUCCGUAGCUGUCGCCGCCGCCACAGCUCCCCCUUACACGUAACAAUCCCAUCCCACCCCGUAUUAUUUUAGUUCGUCCUUGCUAAUUUUACACUCGACAGCGUUUUCUCUUUUUUCGCAGAAAUUAAAAAAAAAUUUGAUUAAAUCGUGUCAUCUGCAACAACAUUUAAAAACAAAAAUCAAGUGAAUGUGGUUUUCCAAAAAUUAAGUGCGUCCAAGUGUGUUGUCGUCUGUCUGGAUGUUGUUGGGGGAAAACGCGUGGUCGGAGCGAACGAACGAACUUUUUUUUCCCCUUUUUUUAUUUUGAUUUUGUCACGCGGCCAUCUGGAUUAAUCUAAGAAAAUAGUCACGUUGAUUUUGUGUGUGUGUGCCGUGUGUGCCGUGUUGGAAGUGACUUUGAACCAAGAGCUGAAAAAGAAAACGACCAAAAAAUGUCUCCAAUGCAAAUGUUUGGACGUCUAGUAGACGUGAGUCGAGUGAAUUUAAUUAGCAGAUGUGGCGUCAUGCUGUUGGCGAUGACUCUGUUGACGCAGAAUUUCAUGGCCAGAGCCUUACCGGCGUCGGGAGGAAGCUGCGAUUCGGUCCGUGAUGUCAUGACGUCACUCAAACUGGCUCAGACCGCCAUGGUUAGUGAAUCGCCUGUCGCAGGUGGAAACGGUUUGGUUUGCGAGGGAGAGCGGACGUGUUGCCCGGCCAAUGUCGAGUCUGCCCUGCGCCAUUCGGCCGCAUCGGAUUUCCAUCACGCCGUCCGCCAGUCGAGCCAUCAACUGCGGCACACGUUGACCCAGUCGUCUACUGCCAUCCAAGGUCAAGUUGUUCAACACGUGAGAGCGUCGAUGAUGAAGACGCAGACAAUGUUUGGCCAACUGUACAAGAGACUGGCCCUCCUGGCCAAGGAGCCGAUCCAGCAGCUGUUUGAUCAAUUGGAGCGAUUCGUUUCGCCUCCGGCCGAUGGUGGCGACAGUGGCGGCGAUCCAGCGGACGUCAGUGACGCCGUCAACGGAUUUUUCGACGACUUGUUCCCCAGACUCUACGGCCAGAGCCCAAGGAGCGUCCAGGGCCCCUCGCUGCCGGCCGACAGCUUUGGCCAGCGUCUGCCGCAGGACUAUGUCGACUGUUUGCGGCACGCCCAGUCUGAAUUGCGCCCGUUUGGCGAGAUUCCACGACGGCUGGCCAACAGCCUGGCCAGGAGCCUGGACGCGGUUCGCUCUCUACUUUCCGCCCUGGACCUGGGCGCCCGCGUCCUCAACGCCACGGAUCACGCCGAAUUGAACGGCCAAUGUCGCGACGCUCUACUCCGGGCCACUUACUGCGCCCAGUGCCGGGCGUUGAAGCGCCAACCGACGACAACGACGACGACAACUUUAGUCAACAGCGGCGGCCAAGUCUGUCGCGGCCUCUGCUCGAACGUGGCCCGCGGAUGUUUGGCGGCCGUGGCCGACGUGGACCAGCCGUGGAACGAGUGGGUGGACGCGAUGGAGCGCCUAGCGGCCGCUCUGCUCAACAAGGCCGGCGCCGCCGUGGCCGAUCUGGGCCCGCACGACAUUCUCUCGUCCGUCGACAGCCGAUUGUCCGAGGCGGUUCUCUACGCCCUGGAAAACGGGCCGCUCCUUGAAAAGAAGGUCAAGAAAAUGUGCGGUGAAAACGGGACGGGCAAAGAUGGAGCCUCUUCCGGCGACGAUUCGGCUACUUCGGACGCUGAAUCGUCGUCCGCUUCGCCUUUGGUGGCCGUCCAGCCGCAGCCCGUCGAAGAUUUGAGUCCCGUCCUGGAAGGCGGCCAAGGCGGCGGAUUAAAGUCGCGACUCGAGUCGCUCCUGCCCAUGUUGGCCGCUGCCCGCGGUUUCUAUUCCAACUUGCCGGACGCUGUUUGCGCCCAACCGGGGACGCCUUUCCAGGCCGUCAUGAGCGACGACCAGUCAAACUGCUGGAACGGCCAGAGAUUUGCAGAGUACACUAAACCCAUUUCCGGGAUUGGCAUCGGAGCUCAGAAAUACAAUGCGGAAGUUCGAGUGUCUAGAAGUGAUGUCGAUUCCCAUCUGGUCCAGCUCAGCGAUCGGCUUAGACACGUCAGACAGGUUUUGAUUAGUAAAACGGUGGCAGCUCCCGAGCCCGACUCUUUGGUGAUGGCGGAUUUCGGAUCAGGAUCGCCAGAUGGUGGAAGCAACGAAGGUUCUGGCAACGGCGCCGGAACUGGCAUGGGAGGCGGACACGGCCGAGGCGGAUGGGAUGGAUCUGAUUCGGAGCCGGAUGACGAUGGCACUGGAGGAGUUGGACACGGAUUUCCCGAUGGCGAUCUGGACGGUUCCGGCUCCGGCCAGGGACCACACCCUGGCGGCGACUGGGAGGACAGCGAGAGCGGAGGCGGAGGCGGAGGCGGAGGCCAAUCCAAGAAACCGGGAUCUGACGACAUUGAAAUCAACGGUGAAACGACGCCACGCGUCACAGUCAACGGACCGACAGGAGGAGGAGCUGGUGGAGCGGCCGGAGGAGGAGGAGCCGGAGGAAGUGGAGGCAGUUCCGGAAGCAGCCGGACAUCAAAUAUCUCGUCGUCUGCCUUGCUUGCCCUCUGCCUCGUCGUGGCUCUCAGAGUCUCAUCCAGCUUCCGGCCAUUUGUAUAGAGAGUCUUAACACAUACACACCCAACACACUCCCUACCCCCUCCCACUGCACACACAACACACUACACAGACACUUUUUUAACAAAUUGAAUGCAAUAAUCGGUACUUUUUUUUUUUAAUUUUAUGACUUUUGACCCCCUCCCCCCUCGCUUACAAUUUACAUUCAAGUCUAAAAAAAAGAAAAACUUAAACAAAUUAAUUUUUUUUGGCCCAACUUUUUUUUAAAUUUGAAUAUAUUUAUAUAUAAAUGACACACACACACACACACACACGCAAACACACAUUAUAAAUAUAAGUAGGUGUAGCGCUCGUGUGAUAGCAAAGCCUCGCAUGUGUUGCCUGUACGGUGUGUGUGUGUGUGUGUGUGUGUGGAUGGGGGGAAAGAGGAAUUGAUUUCGGGGGUAUUAGCAGACGCCACCGCCAUCUAGCGUUCGGUUUGGUUAUCUCACACACACACCCUCUUCAUCUCUCAAUUCUCUUUUUAUUAUUCAUUUCAAUUAAUUUAAUGUCGAAAAAAUGAAUUAAUACUUUCACAUUCACUUGACGACGUUUGAUAGCUAAGGCGUCCGCGUGUGUAUGCAAAUAAUGACUAAUGCUGAUACUUAGUAAUACUAAAACAAGAAA